This is a messenger RNA of Drosophila montana, 1564 nucleotides long. RefSeq names its product G protein alpha q subunit. Gene Ontology annotation, cellular component: heterotrimeric G-protein complex. The record is from RefSeq and is a predicted model, not a curated record. The transcript is spliced from 7 exons. NCBI's taxonomy places the organism in Eukaryota, Metazoa, Arthropoda, Insecta, Diptera, Drosophilidae. Gene Ontology annotation, biological process: adenylate cyclase-modulating G protein-coupled receptor signaling pathway; phospholipase C-activating dopamine receptor signaling pathway. Gene Ontology annotation, molecular function: G protein-coupled receptor binding; G-protein beta/gamma-subunit complex binding; GTPase activity. Bases 292 to 1416 code for a protein of 374 amino acids.
AUAUGAAAUGUUCACUGCAAAUAGAGAACACAACGUUACGGACUCUCGUCGGGCUAACAACUUUGAUAAUUGUUUAUAGCUUCUCGGAGUACAAACUAUUAAAGAUAUAUCCAUACAUAAAUCAACAAGAUUUUUCUCGGUAAAAGUACAAAGUUUGCAACUGUAGAGGCGAGCCCAACAAGAGGAUAAAUUUUAACAACAGGAUAAGCUCCCAACUAACAGAAUUAGACACGUCCCGGUGCGUGGAAAAGUUUUUGGCAGAACGCGUAAGCGUCCCUUAAUCCAGUUAGCAUGGAGUGCUUGUUAUCGGAAGAGGCCAAGGAACAAAAGCGGAUCAAUCAGGAAAUCGAGAAACAGCUGCGGCGCGACAAAAAAGAUGCACGCCGUGAACUUAAGCUGCUCCUACUGGGUACUGGUGAAUCGGGGAAAUCAACGUUCAUCAAACAGAUGCGUAUUAUCCACGGCAGCGGCUACUCGGACGAUGACAAACGUGGCUACAUUAAACUGGUCUACCAAAACAUAUUCAUGGCCAUGCAGUCCAUGAUCAAAGCCAUGGAUAUGCUCAAAAUAGAAUACGGUGGUCCAGAGAUUCGCGAAUAUGCCGAACUGGUGAUGAGCAUUGACUAUGAAUCAGUCACAAGGUUCGAGGAUCCAUAUUUGAAUGGCAUCAAAUGUCUGUGGGCCGACGCUGGCAUACAGGAGUGCUACGAUCGCCGAAGAGAAUAUCAGUUGACAGAUUCAGCCAAAUACUAUCUGAGCGAUUUAGAGCGCAUUGAACUGGCCGAUUAUUUGCCCACUGAGCAGGAUAUUCUGCGUGCUCGUGUGCCCACAACUGGAAUACUGGAGUAUCCAUUUGAUCUGGAUGGCAUUGUAUUCAGGUUUCACUCUUUGAUUUUUGUACAAUCGUGUUACCUGUACACAACCUUUUGUACUAUUUAUAGAAUGGUGGAUGUCGGCGGUCAGCGUUCGGAGAGAAGAAAGUGGAUUCAUUGUUUUGAGAAUGUGACCUCGAUUAUAUUUUUGGUGGCGCUAUCCGAAUACGAUCAGAUCUUGUUUGAAUCUGAUAAUGAGAACCGCAUGGAGGAAUCAAAAGCUUUAUUUUGCACUAUUAUCACAUAUCCGUGGUUCCAAAACUCAUCGAUUAUUCUCUUUCUAAACAAGAAAGAUUUGUUGGAGGAGAAAAUUAUGAUUUCGCAUAUGAUUGACUAUUUUCCUGAAUUUGAUGGUCCAAAACAAGACCACGCCGCGGCAAAACAGUUCGUGUUGAAAAAAUACCUGGCCUGCAAUCCCGAUCCAGAGCGUCAAUGUUAUUCGCAUUUCACAACAGCCACAGAUACCGAAAACAUCAAACUUGUGUUCUGCGCUGUCAAAGAUACAAUUAUGCAAAAUGCACUUAAGGAAUUCAAUUUGGGUUAACUGCUCUCUGACGAGGAAUUACUUAGAUGGAAAUGAUAACGAUCGUAAGCAACAGAGUGCCUUCCUAAACAUAUUAUUUGCUGUUUGUUUUGUGAAAUGUAUUUCGUGAAAAUAAAUUCUAAUUUUAAAUAAAAAAUGUAAGCGUCAA